Molecule: messenger RNA, 939 nt
Organism: Rotaria sp. Silwood1
Lineage: Eukaryota; Metazoa; Rotifera; Eurotatoria; Philodinida; Philodinidae
Source: the annotation of a GenBank genome assembly
AUGGAAGAUCGAAUUAAAAAUAUUCUAAUCAAUGAAUAUAAAUUAAAUGUCGAAAAAUUGAAUUGUCUUGAAGGUGGUUAUCGUACAGAUGAAACAUAUUUAAUUAUAACAAAUGAUAAAAUAAAAUAUGUUGUUAAAUAUAUUGAAUAUAAUCAUUCUGUUAAAUAUCUUCAAACAAUAUUAGAAUUUGAAAAUAUUUUACAUGAUUUAUAUAAAUAUCCAUGUCCAAAUAUAAUUCAUUCAAAUAAUAAACAAUUAUUUAUAAUUGAUAAUAAUCGUUAUCUUUUUAUUCAAACAUUUAUUCAAGGAACCGAACUAACUAAAGAUAUUAUUGAGAAAAAACCUAUUUAUUUAUAUAAAAUGGGUUCGCUUUUAGCACAAUUAAGAAUAGCUUCAAUUGAUUAUUCAUUAAAUAUUCAUUUAAAUGAAGAAGAACAAGAAUUAACUGAUCAAUGGUGGAAUAAACAAAAUUUUAAUAAUAUUGAUAAAUAUCUUCUAUCAAAUAUAAUUCAAUGUAAAGAAUAUAUUUCGAAUUUAAAUUUAAAUUUAAAUUUCUCUCGUGGUAUUAUUCAUAAUGAUUUUCAUAUAAAUAAUUCGAUAAUAACAAAUGAUGAUAAUAUAUUUAUAAUUGAUUUUGUUGAUGCUUAUCAAUCAAUAUUUAUAUGUGAUUUAGCAACAUCUUUAUUUCAUUUAUUGAUUGAUGAUUAUUAUGGAGAAUAUCAAGCAAAUAUUUUUUUACAAGGAUAUCAACAAAUUUAUAAAUUAACAUUAGAAGAAAAAAAAUCUCUUCAAAUAUUUGUUCAAUUUAAAUUAACAAUGAGUCUUAUUGAAGAUUUACGUCAUACUGAGAAUUUAAAUGAUCCUUUCAUUCAAUCCUGUUUUCAUUUAUUAAAUAAACUAAAAAAUAAUUCCAAUUUAAUCAACAAUUUAUUCCAAUAA